UGUAAAGAAAUCUAACAUUUUAAGACAGCACAAGCGUAUAAAAGUAAACCUCCACCUGCGUUAAUUGUCGAAAGCUAUUCAGUUCCCAUUCUACGUCUCUUCCUUCUUCGACCAUUCCUCGCAGGUAUUACAACUUUGGUGACUCUCCAACUUGAUAGAGAGACCGAUGGUUUCUCUUCGAAGGAAACAUUUUCUCACUCUUUCUCUUCCAAACCUCCUGAAGAAUGAAACCAUCUGAAUGUAAUCGAAACCAUGGCAGUGUCUUCAACUAUCUACAGAACAAACCCUACGCGUCAUCCUCCAACAACGGUGGCUUUAGGGUUCUGUCGCAAGUCAGGGUUAUUAGGAUUCGGGCAGAUGAAUCUUGUGGUUCACAUGUUUGAUUCAGGUCGAGUUGGAGUGACUUUACGGCGACAGAAACUAACAUGGCGUUGUGAAGAUUUCUGGCGAGACGAUUAGGGUUCCGACGAGCCCUUUCAGUGCAAGACUGCCAUCUCUGUCAAAAAGAACCGAUCAAACAGGAACCAGUUUGGAUCAUAACAAGGAUUCGGAGAUAUUUGGAAGCUGUGGUGGUGAUGGAUUGGUGCGGAGUUUCGUUAAUUGGCCUAAUUUUACCUCCACGAGUAGAUUGGUUUCUGGUCCGGUUCAUGGAUGAAACUGAAACAUCUUGCGUUUUUAGGGAUUCACCAGCUGUUCUAGAAUCGGAAUCUUCCGAUCUCCAGCAACAACUCGCCGACAAGGAGGCGGUUAUCGGAGAUCUGUACACUUUGGGCUGCUACUAUAUUCCCCAAUUAAUUUCAGGUCAUAAAAGGCACAAUGUGAAGGCCAUAGUUGUUACAGGUGCAAAAGGCAAAUUUUCUGGUGGUUUUGACAUUAGUGCAUUCGGUGCACUGCACUGCAGGAAGGGAAAUGUAUGAAUAUUGUAAACAUUGCGUUCUGUCUGUGUGUCAACUAGAGAUGGAAAUUAGGUGGUUUCACGGGUCAAAAUGGGUCAUUUAUAUAUGAA
This is a messenger RNA of Helianthus annuus (common sunflower), 1006 nucleotides long. RefSeq lists its product as uncharacterized. The record is from RefSeq and is a predicted model, not a curated record. The transcript has 6 exons. NCBI's taxonomy places the organism in Eukaryota, Viridiplantae, Streptophyta, Magnoliopsida, Asterales, Asteraceae. Bases 576 to 917 code for a protein of 113 amino acids.